UCUGGUAAAAUCUCUCGAUCUCUGAACAGUUUUGUUUGCUAUCGCGCUGCCUACGCUGACCGCAUCAGGCAACAUUUAUCCAAAACAGAUUAUCAGGCUGUUUCCAUCAUUGCUGGAGCUUCAUGGAAGCUUGAGCCUGAAAGCGUCCGCAAGUUCUACAUCAAUUGUGCUGACAUCGAUAAAGCUAAUCACUUUGAAGCUUUCCCCGACUACAAGUACGCCCCC
This is a messenger RNA of Aureobasidium namibiae CBS 147.97, 225 nucleotides long. RefSeq lists its product as uncharacterized. Gene Ontology annotation, cellular component: nucleus. The record is from RefSeq and is a predicted model, not a curated record. The transcript has a single exon. The annotation marks the transcript as partial. Gene Ontology annotation, biological process: regulation of transcription by RNA polymerase II. NCBI's taxonomy places the organism in Eukaryota, Fungi, Ascomycota, Dothideomycetes, Dothideales, Saccotheciaceae. Gene Ontology annotation, molecular function: RNA polymerase II cis-regulatory region sequence-specific DNA binding; DNA-binding transcription factor activity, RNA polymerase II-specific.